This is a messenger RNA of Coniophora puteana RWD-64-598 SS2, 741 nucleotides long. Its product is annotated as Gar1-domain-containing protein. The record is from RefSeq and is a predicted model, not a curated record. The transcript has 5 exons. Gene Ontology annotation, biological process: ribosome biogenesis; snoRNA guided rRNA pseudouridine synthesis. Gene Ontology annotation, cellular component: box H/ACA snoRNP complex. Lineage: Eukaryota; Fungi; Basidiomycota; Agaricomycetes; Boletales; Coniophoraceae. Gene Ontology annotation, molecular function: box H/ACA snoRNA binding. Bases 44 to 637 code for a protein of 197 amino acids.
CGAGUCCUUCGCUGUUACUACAUCACCUUUUGUUUUGUACACUAUGAGCCGUGGUCGAGGAUUCGUGAGAGGCGCAGGUCGAGGUCGAGGUCGUGGUGGCCCUCCACAGCGUGAUUUUGGUCCACCAGAUGAAGUCUACGAAAUGGGCGCCUUCAUGCACGCUGUGGAAGAUGAAAUGCUUUGUUCUUCUCUCAUGCCAGACAAAGUUCCUUACUUCAAUGCCCCAAUCUACCUCCAAAACAAAUCAGUUAUCGGCAAGGUCGACGAGAUUCUCGGUCCCAUCAAUGAAGUCUACUUCUCUGUUAAGAUGGGCGAGGGUAUGGUCGCAAAUAGCUUCAAAAAGGGAGACAAGGUCUAUAUUGCGGGAGACAAGCUGCUGCCCAUUGACCGCUUUCUGCCAAAGCCAAAAACACCCGGCACCGCGAAACGCGGCAGAGGUGCGGGUCGCGGCGGGCCUGCUAGGGGCAGGGGUGGCGGCGGAGCAAGAGGCGGCGGCUUCCAGCGUGGUGGGCGAGGAGGAGGAAGGGGUAUGGGCAGGGGCGGUUUUGGGGGAGAUCGUGGCCGCGGUGGUUUCAGAGGUGGUGGUGGUGGUGGUCGCGGCUUUUCUCGGGGCGGCCGGGGCUUCAGAGGGUCAUGAAAUCCGAUCCUGGAGCUCCCGUCGUUUGGUGCCUGCAGUUGUGCAAUAGCUAUGUCUUGAUAGACUUGACUUCUGCGCUUGCCACUCUGAAACGCUCUGCUCGC